Aethalodelphis obliquidens (Pacific white-sided dolphin) is the source of this 3099-nucleotide messenger RNA. It is a transcript of the gene KLHL35, whose product is annotated as kelch like family member 35. The record is from RefSeq and is a predicted model, not a curated record. Gene Ontology annotation, biological process: ubiquitin-dependent protein catabolic process. Gene Ontology annotation, cellular component: cytoplasm; Cul3-RING ubiquitin ligase complex. The transcript is spliced from 9 exons. NCBI's taxonomy places the organism in Eukaryota, Metazoa, Chordata, Mammalia, Artiodactyla, Delphinidae. Bases 1119 to 2918 code for a protein of 599 amino acids. Gene Ontology annotation, molecular function: protein binding.
CACCACCAUGCCCACUUCACCGUGUUCCCUCCACGGUGGGUACACUGUCGAGGGAAAAACACCUCAGCCAUACCAUACCACAGACCCAGGACCACACGCUGUCCACACACACAGUCCACACGACACAGCCCCCCGGUGUACGCAGACAGACCCCUGUCACACACAGAAAUGAUCACAGAGAGAUGCUGACACAAAGACAGGAACACACAAUGCAUAUAACCAGAUACACAAAGUCGCACAAUGACACGUCUGCUGUCAAGCAGGAACACAGAGCACAGAGGCAGGAGGGAUACCUAGACCUCUAAGCUGUGCAGUUACAUUCUUAGGCACACCUACAGCUACUCAAUGACACCCACCCCGAUGCCACAGUCACCACGUCCCCAUGCACUCCCACACGCACGUACAGGUACCCUGGAACGCCUGCAUGCGCACACACACACCCUCACAUCCAUGUAUCACUCAGGGGCACAACCAGCACCAGGUCACCCCCAAUCCAGACACACGGAUCCGAGGUGCACACACAGUCAAUCCCACGCCUACUCCUGGGUCCUCCCUUCUCCCCCUCCCAGGGCUGAUCCAAGAGUAGAACAAAAGCCCUGUGUCCCCUCCUCCCCUUCCCCCUUAACUCUCCUCUCUCCCUCCCCCCUCACCCCACCCCAUCCCCCCACCCCCGUCAGCGUCCAUCCCCUUUGUCCUCCUGCAGUUGAGCCUGAGCGGGAGUCCAGGCAGAGCGGCAGGGACAUUGCGCCCAGGCUGUCAGGGGUGCAGGGCGGCAGGACAAACAGGAGUGGUCAGUGCACGAGCAGCAGCUGCAGAGAGCCUGGGAGAGGUCAUGGCCAGCCCCUUGUGCCGGGACAUCUCUGCAGAGAGAAGUCCCACCUGACGCUGAUGAGACCUGCCCUCUUGGAUGUCAGCUGAGAGUGGGCUGCCUUCUCAGCCAGUGGAAAAUAGAAUGAAGGCAGCAUGCUCCCAUGACCCCUAUCAACUCCUUCCGGUGGUCCUGCGCUGCUCCCUGGGAUACACCCCAACCUUGGCAAGUGUGGCUGAGCCGCUAGGCAUGCAGAGUCCACAGCCAGCAACCUCUGAAGGGCAGGUUCCAUCUAUGUGAUUGUUUCCUCAUGACAAACUCAAAAAAGAAGAGGGGAAGAAGUCUAAAGAAACUCUUCAGGACGCUGGAGGGCCCGGUGCCGGAGGAGCCGGAGCUGGAUUGGGGCUCCGAGGAGCCGUGCGCGGGGUCCUGCCACGCACAGCGCAUCCUGCAGACCCUGAAUGCGUAUCGGCGGAGCGGCACCCUCACCGACGUGGUGCUACGUGCCGGCGGCCACGACUUCCCAUGCCACCGCGCAGCGCUUAGCGCGGGCAGCACCUACUUCCGCAGCCUGUUCGCGGCUGGGCAGCCAGAGCGUGGCCUGGCUAUGGUGCCCGUGGUACCCGAGGCGCCGGGCCCUGCCGGGACAGCGGUGGCGACGGCGCUGGCCGUGGUGCUCGACUACCUGUACGGAGCGGGCGUGCGGCUGCGCGCGGAGGACGAAGCGGCCGCGGUGCUGGCGCUGGCCGAGCGACUGGGCGUGGCAGGCCUGCGCGAGGCCUGCGCGCGCUUCCUCGAGGGUCGCCUGCGCGCCGCUAACAGCCUGGCGCUGCGUCGCGUGGCCGCUGCCUUCUCCCUUGCCUCUCUGGCCGAGCGUUGCGGCCGCGUGCUGCGCCAGGCCUUCGCCGAGGUGGCACGCCACGCCGACUUCUUGGAGCUGACGCCCGACGAGGUGGCAGCGCUUCUGGCCGAUCCAGCGCUGGGUGUGGCGCACGAGGAGGCCGUGUUCGAAGCGGCCAUGCGCUGGGUGCGUCACGACCCGCCAGCCCGCCGCGGACAGCUGCGGCGCUUGCUGGAGCACGUGCGCCUGCCCUUGCUGGCGCCCGCCUAUUUCCUGGAGAAGGUAGAGGCCGACGAGUUGUUGCAGGCCUGCGGUGAGUGCCGCCCGCUGCUGCUAGAGGCCCGUGCCUGCUUCAUCCUGGGCCGCGAGACCGGCACACUGCGGGCCCGGCCGCGGAGAUUCAUGGACCUAGCUGAAGUGAUCGUGGUCAUCGGCGGUUGCGAUCGCAAGGGGCUCCUUAAGCUGCCGUUCGCCGACGCCUACCAUCCCGACAGCCGACGCUGGACCCCACUGCCCAGCGUGCCCGGCUUCGCGCGCUCAGAGUUCGCGACCUGCACUCUCCGCAAUGACAUCUACGUCUCUGGAGGCCACAUCAACAGCCGUGAUGUGUGGAUGUUUAGCUCCCAUCUGCACACCUGGAUCAAGGUGGCCUCACUGCACAAGGGCAGGUGGAGGCACAAGAUGGCGGUCGUGCAGGGGCAGCUGUUCGUGGUGGGCGGCUUCGACGGCCUGCGGCGCCUGUGCAGCGUAGAGCGCUAUGACCCCUUCUCCAACACCUGGGCUGCUGCGGCCCCGCUCCUAGAGGCAGUGAGCUCAGCUGCCGUGGCACCCUGCGCCGGCCGGCUCUACGUGAUGGGGGGCGCCGGGCGGGACGGCGUCAACACCAACAAGGUGCAGUGCUUUGACCCCAAGGAGGACCAGUGGAGCCUGCGGUCACCAGCGCCCUUCUCGCAGCGGUGUCUCGAGGCUGUUGCCCUGGAGGACACCAUCUAUGUGGUUGGGGGCCUCAUGAGCAAAAUCUUCGCCUACAACCCUGGCAUGGAUGUCUGGGGGGAGGCAGCUGUCCUCCCCAGCCCUGUGGAGAGCUGUGGCGUGACUGUGUGUGAUGGGAAAGUCCACAUCCUUGGCGGGCGGGAUGAUCAUGGGGAAAGCACCGACAGGAUCUUCACCUUUGACCCCAGCAGUGGGCAGGUGGAGGCCCAGCCAUCCCUGCAGCGCUGCACCAGCUCCCAUGGCUGCGUCACCAUCGUCCAGAGCCUGGGCAGGUGACUCAUACUUGAACCAGGAGGUGGGGAGGGGAGGGAGAACUCAGGUUCACCACUGCUCCCCUCAUGGCACCUCGGUGUAAACAGCCUCUUAGCUUACUGCCCCUUUUCUUGUAGAAAUAAAACCUCCUUCAAAGGUUGGAUCUGUGUUCCAGCUCAAGCCUCCUUUGCCUGGAGAAGUAAUG